This is a messenger RNA of Epithele typhae, 2256 nucleotides long. Its product is annotated as P-loop containing nucleoside triphosphate hydrolase protein. The coding region runs from base 1 to 2256 and encodes 751 amino acids. The record is from RefSeq and is a predicted model, not a curated record. Gene Ontology annotation, molecular function: GTP binding; microtubule binding; GTPase activity. Gene Ontology annotation, cellular component: microtubule; cytoplasm; membrane. The transcript has 10 exons. Lineage: Eukaryota; Fungi; Basidiomycota; Agaricomycetes; Polyporales; Epitheliaceae.
AUGCCUCACAGAGACAAAUCCUCGGAUGGCGUCAAUCGUCUCCCGGGGCUCUCAGACUCUCAAGUGGCUUCCCGACGCCGCCAGAUGCUCGACGUCGUAAACGCACUACAUCUUACUGGUGUGCAAGUGGAUGUCGAUAUUCCACUCAUUGCAGUGAUCGGUUCUCAGAGUGCUGGCAAGUCGUCUUUAAUCGAGGCGAUCUCCGGAAUCACGCUUCCGCGAGCGAGUGGCACUUGCACCCGCUGUCCGACGGAGUGCCGCUUGGCAAACUCCACAGAACCAUGGAAGUGUACUGUGUCUUUGCACUUCAUCACGGACAGCGACGGUCAGGCCCUUGGUCAUCCUCGAAACGACCAGUUCGGAGACGUGGUUUAUGACAAGGGUCAAGUAGAAGACCGGAUUCGGCGCGCUCAAAAAGCAAUAUUGAACCCGGGCACCGAUGCACAGAAGUUCCUAGGCGAUGACUUUGACAACGCCGGAGACACGUCUCGCCAGGAGCUAACAUUCUCGACCAAUAAUGUUUCCCUGCAGAUCAGCGGUCCGGAAGUCGAAGACCUUUCGUUCGUCGACCUCCCCGGUCUCAUCGCGAGCGUCGGCUCCAAUGAAAAUGAAAACGACAUUGAGCUCGUGAAGUCUCUCGUCACAACGUACAUCGAGCGUGACAGCUGCAUCAUAUUGCUCACAGUCGCGUGUGAAACGGACUUUCAAAACCAAGGUGCUCACCGAGUCACGAAGCAGCACGACCCCGACGGUUGGCGUACCAUUGGAGUCUUAACGAAACCAGACCGCAUCCCCUCCGGGGAAGAAGAUGAUUGGUUGAAGUACAUCCGAAACCAAGCUGAACCCCUUCAGCACGGCUGGUUUAGCGUCAAGCAGCCGGACUCGCGUGCUAUCGCGGGCGGAAUCACUUGGGAAGACGCGCGCGAGAAGGAGCGAGAGUAUUUUUCAACGGUCUCCCCCUGGAACGCGCUUGACCUAGAAUACAAGAACCGUCUGGGGACGCACAAGCUGGUCGACCGGCUUAGCGACGUUUUGUCAGAUCGUAUAUCCCAACGACUCCCGAUGAUUCAGGAUGAGCUGCAGAAGCUGCUCGCGGACACCCACACGAAACUUUUGCAACUGCCAAAGCCGCCGUCUGCGGAUCCUCUCUCUGAGGUCCUUUUUAUGCUGUCAACGUUCACCAAGGCGCUCGGAAAAUACAUCGAGGGUACCCCUUCCGCGGACGGGCUGCUGCAGUCCAUUAGGCCCGCUUGCGACACCUUCUGUCAAGCGAUUCGCGCGACAGAGCCGGACUUUCGCCCCUACGACCGGGCCUUUGCCUCCAGUCACGAAGACGACCACAAGUUUGUCGUGGCCGAGUUCAUCUCCAACGAGGGAUCCCCUUUCUCUCCUCCGGACAACUCGAGGGCGAUCUUCCUGGAUGAUGUCAUGAAGCGCGCAAACGAGGCCAGGACCCGCGAGCUCCCGGCACACUACCCCUUCGUUGUGACUCAGCAAUACAUCGUCUCGAUUGUCGGCGGUUGGCUGAACCCCGCCGAAGUGCUGUUCCGCGAGGUGCACAAGAUCCUCCUCAAGCACGUCAAACAGCUCGUAAAGACCCAGUUCGCGCAGUUCCCUCUCCUCGAGAGCCGCGUCUCGGCCAUCGCCUCCGAUUUCGUGCAGAAGUCCGCCGAGGAGACCCUCGCCCGCAUUCAUUGGUUCCUUGCCCUGGAGCGCCGCCCACGAACGAUGAACGAGGUUCACUACGCCGACUACCGCCAGCGGUUCCUCGGGCACUACAAAGCCUGGCGCCCGCGCGACACGCAGCCCCCGCUCGCACAGCGCAUCGCGGAGGCCGCCGCCGCGAACGACGGGGACGACAAGGCCGCGCUGAACGACGUCCUCUCCGGCCUCGCCCGUCUGGGGCACGGCGGCGCGCAGGCCGUCGACAUCGCGAAGAUCGGGGCCGCGGACGAGUACGACGCCGCGCUCGAGAUCAUGGCGAGCGUCCGGGGGUACUUCCAGGUUGCGUACAAGCGCUUUUCCGACUGCAUCCCGAUGGCGCUCGACCACGAGCUCGUGCUCGCACUCGACCGCGACCAGGCCCUCGAGAAGGCGCUGCACGCGGGCCUCGGCAUCGGCGGCGACGGCGGCCGAGCGCAGUGCGCCGAGUAUAUCAGGGAGCCCCGACACGUCGCGGAGCGCCGCGAAGAGCUCAUGAAGAAGCGCGAGCGGCUCGAGACGGCCCGCAAGCAACUCGCGGAUGUGUGGCUUUGA